Dreissena polymorpha is the source of this 4592-nucleotide messenger RNA. Its product is annotated as carnosine synthase 1-like. The transcript is spliced from 17 exons. The record is from RefSeq and is a predicted model, not a curated record. Bases 230 to 3655 code for a protein of 1141 amino acids. Gene Ontology annotation, molecular function: ATP binding; metal ion binding; carnosine synthase activity. Gene Ontology annotation, biological process: carnosine biosynthetic process. NCBI's taxonomy places the organism in Eukaryota, Metazoa, Mollusca, Bivalvia, Myida, Dreissenidae.
CAUGUACUUGAGUGUUACAACAGAUUGUGCAGCCUGACACACGUGUUUAUUCGGCGCUGUAUAAACCGCAAACGAGAAAAGGGUCGAUCAGAGUUAACAUAGCACUCAAGCGAACAGUUACACACUGACGCUGCGUUAUUUGGAUUUUACUGAAAAACUCGAUGUCAGCUUAGAAGCCAGCUACAGUUAACCAACAGUCAUCAAAUAUUGCCCUAACCUAGCUGGGCAAAUGGCAGACCAGGAGAAUAUCCCCCGACAUAACAAGAAUGCAGAUAACAUCAAGAUGCAGUCUUUGGCCAAACAGGCGGAAGACAUGGAGAUAAAUGAAAAAGACGAUAAGGAUGUGGACGAAGACAAAGACAAAGAUGUUGUUGAUGAUGACAAGGAUGUUGUUGAUGAUGACAAGGAUGUUGAUGAAAACGUCACGAGCCGCUUUAGCAUUAUAAAAAAGGACGAAGCGGACAAGGAAGUUACAGAGCUUGAUGAUUAUGAUGAGAACCGCAUCUCUAGCAUGAAGAAAGCUGGGGAUGUAGACACAGACCAACCCCGCAAAAAUUACGGCAUGUGUGUUAUGUGGAACACAGAGGUCAAUUUGGGUGACCCUGUGAUACUUGGUAGGGGCUAUAGGUCGGAUGACACGCCUGAGGAGGUAUUGGAUUUCUACAAUACUCUGCAGUACAUACUGUACGAGACCGGUUUUCCUGAAACUGAGGACCGAACUGCGAUGCCGCGACGCGCCAUCAACAAAGAGAAUGCUGUCGUGGCAGUGCUUUCGGCACCUGGCGAGAUUAUGGCACCACUACUUGAAUGCGGGAAACAAGUAUCGGACAGCAUGCAUCUGAUCUUCAAAGAAACCUGGAUCUCAAAGAAACCGUCCAAGGAAAAGCCGGGUCUAUACGAGCUCUUUAUUCUAAAGGCAAUCACGUUCCACAAGGGGGGCGUGACCUACAUCGACGAGUUUAACCCUCCACGGAAAUGCACCUACCUCAUCAACUUCUUCACCAGUGCAGCCACUUCUGGCCUAACGGACUGGGGUACCGAAAUGGAGAAAAACCUGGAUAUCCCAAUGAGCAGCUCACUUCCCUUGUGUGACCUUGUGGAUGACAAACUGUGGACGCGAUACCAGAUGUCACGCUGUGGUGUCCCCCACCCAGAGACCCUGGCUUUCACUGUCGCUCCAAAGAGAUUUGUUCCAAGCAUCGAUACCAUCAGAGUGUGCGAAGUGGGUCGAUGUGUAAAAAACAGAAAUCCCCAGGCAGAAAACAGCAUGCAAAAGGAUAACAGGGAGGAAGACACCAACGUGCCAAACACAUUGAAUGCCCCAGUCGAAAGUCACCCAGUUGACCUGACGACAAAUUGCGUGUUUACGGCUAAGCAGAUUGUGGACGGUGGUGGGGUGUGUACUCAUGCAGUACCCAUGGAGGAGGAGAUCAGGAACUUCCUGAAAAAGCCUUCCAUUCUAAAUAGAAAGAUUGUUGUCAAACCGUCUGGCCCAGAUUACCACGCCAGUUUUGGUGUUACAUUCCAUGCCCCUGGUAAUGUUGAUUCGGUCAUGGAUGCCGUAAACGACCUCCUAGACACAAUUUAUGACGGCGAUUCAAUUCUUGUGGAAACCUUUGUUGAACCUUUCAAACCCAGGCCAGUUACAGGUAUCGCCCACAAUAUCCAGCUAAUAAAGGGUGACCAAGGAAUGAGUUUUAGAGUCCGCUCCACUGGUUGCAAAGAUUUUGACGGCAAACCUGUUUGCACUAUUAUUACGUGCGGCGUUGCCUCAAAAGAUGCGCCAGUCAAUGGAAACAACACAGUCCUGCAGACUCUUGACGCCACACUGCUGGCGUUUGGAAUCACUGACCCGACCGUGCGUCGUAACAUCGAGCGCGAUGUGCGCAAGAAGACAGAGGACGUGCUACAAGCUAUAAUGGAUGAAGAGAAGAAGAUGACUGCGCAGCAACGGGGCGGAAUAGGAGGCUACACUGAUAUCAUAGGCAUUGAUUUCUUUCUUACGGAGAUGAACGGCCAGAUCUUUCCAGUUGCAAUUGAGGUUAACAGUCACGACUGCACAAUCAACUGUCAUAUGUACGAGUGCUUGGCUGACAUGAUGCACCGAUGUACAGUUCUCAACAGUCAGAUCAUGAACCCUGUGUACCAGCUGUCGGAGCACAGAUAUGGGGAAUACUACACCAGGGAGAAUAAUCGAGUGUGUAGUGACAACUCGAAUGGGUAUGAGAGACGAGACCUUGACAUGCCAAAAUUCGACGAAAUCUUUGGUCGGAGUGUAAGGCCAUAUGUGCGAACCAUGCUCACGCGUUCCCAGGACUACGUGCUGCAAGAUAAGAUGAUCCUUGUGAUUGGGGCAGGAGGCUAUAGCAAGAAGUUUAUCUGGCCUGCUGCUUUGGAGAUGGGAGUGAAGAUAGUCCUGGUGGAAUCUAACCCAGAGCACUUUGCCCGUAGCCUUGUUCACCGUUUCAUCUGUAUUGACAUCGAGGACCACAAACAGGACCGCGCCCUUGCAAGCCUUAUUGUUGAGAUCUUAAGGGACGAGAACAUCAGCGUCGAGGGUUGUCUGACCUUCUGGGAGGAUUGUGGACCCUUGGCGGCGCUCGUGUCUGAACUGCUGCAGACUAAAGGCAACACAUACAAGGCAGCUUACAUUGCAAAAAUGAAGAGCCGAACACAGGCCCACUUGCGGGGACGUGACGGGGUCAUUCCGCACUGGCCAUACACGUACAUGUUUGCCUGCAAGUCAGCCCGUAUUACCUGUGAGGCGGACAUUCCAAAGGCUAUCCAAUGUGUGAAUUUUCCGGCCAUUCUCAAGCUGGAGUAUGCCUCCAGUGCGGUCGGAGUUAAUAUGGUGAAAUGCGAAGAGGACGUAUUCAACCAGUACGCCUACCUGAUCAACACGCUGCGAACCAACGAUGACUACCAUGGUAUCGGCCUUGGUUUCAACAACACUAUGAUCCUCAUGGAGUAUCUUCAGGGUUCGGAACAUGACGUCGACGUCGUUAUCUUCGAGAGGAAACUUGUCGCAGCCUUUGUCACAGACAAUGGGCUCACCAACUGGCCGUCUUAUACAGAGACUUCAGCCUUGAUGCCUUCCGCGUUGACUGUUGACAAACAGGCCCAGUUGAUAUCUGCCGCAUUUCAGUUGCUUACAGAGAUAGGUCUGUCAAACGGAGUCUUCAACGUGGAGAUGAAAUUGACGCAAAUGGGACCGAAGCUGAUAGAGAUAAAUGCGCGCAUGGGCGGCUUUUACAUCCGCGACUGGGUCAAGAGGCUUUACGGCAUUGAUAUGAUGAAGUGUGCGCUGAUGUGUUCGUGCGGCAUUCGUCCGUACGUACCGCUUAUCCCACCAACGGAAUUCAUAAUGGGCAUUAUGCUGAUCCCUUCGGAGCACAAGCAUGUGAUGCUUGACAACGUGACCCGGAUGGUCCUAGACGAUAUGCAGUCUCGAGGCGAAGUCAUCCUCACCAUGCUUGAGAGCGAAGAAGAGUUAAAGCACCCCUAUGAUAAAACAGAAUACGAGGAGCCUUACGCAAAUGUCGCUGUCCGGGCCCCCACUGUUGAGGAGGCUCGACGGAAAUUGCUCGCCGUCUGCAAGAAACUUGGCAUUGAGACCAGUGACUAUAAGGUCUCAGAGUUCAUCAAGUACUUCUAGACAAACGUCUAUGGAGUUAGAAGACAUGCUGUCUUCUGUGUACUGAUUUCUGCUUGUCUUAUUUUUAAAAAUUGUCUAUGAUUUUUUUCUUUCUUAUUAAAAUUGUCCAUACUUUGUCCUAAUUUUAAGCUCACCUGAGCACACAAUGCCCAAGGUUAACUUUUGUGAUCACUGUAUAUACAGCAUAGUGCUGAAUCUAGUAUGCGUCAUAAACUUCCUGCAUCGUUACCACUCCAGAGGCAACUUUUCUCAUCCAAUCUUAAUGAACCGUGGUCCUAAUUUUAAUCAGGAUAAUAUCUAGGCCGAGUUUGAAUGUGGGUCACUUUCAUCCAGAAAAUAGGUCAUGACGUAAAAUCUUAGUAUAAAAAAUAUUGAUAGCACUGUGUAGGCCAUUUGUAUGGCUAAGUCUUGAUACUUGGUCAUGACAUUCUCUGGGAUGGAUUUAACUGUAGGUCACAUGUGUCCACCAGUCAACUAGUCAAAAUUUAGAAACAUGAUACCACUGAAGAGGCCACUAUUAUGACUAUAAAACUUGGUCAGAAUGUUAAUCUUGAUAAUAUUUAAGCUGAGUUCUUAUCGAGGUCAGUCAAGUUCAAAACCUAGGUCACAAGGUCGAAUCUUAGGUAAAAACGUGUUACCACGCUUUAUGUAGCAUGUGGGAAAAAUCUUAUUAUGCUCCCCGUAAAUUUUCGGGGAGCAUAUAGUUGCCAGUUUGAAGUUCCUUCCUUAUUUCCGUACUUCCUUCCUUCCGUCGCACUUUUGUAACCGUUUCUCAUAGCACCUUCAAUACUUUACCGAUCUCUUUCAUAUUUGGCAUGUAGGUACCUUGCAUUGACCUCUACUUUUUGAUGAGGUUUGAGGUCACUAGGUCAAGUUCACCGAGGAUAAUAAUAAUAUACUUUUUCCAUCACACUUUUGUUACGGUUUCUCAUAGCAC